AAGCCUGGGAAAGGUGGAGUGAAACAGAAACCCACAGCCUGGCCCCCGCACCCUCUUAACUUGCCAGUCGGGAACUUUCCUCCCCCGGGGGCGAGUGGCUUUCUCCAGCCCUUCGGCACGAUGCUGUGCGCGCUUCAAAACGAGACCGAAACAUUUGCAAACCGCACAGGCUCCAGCAGCGACCUGGGGGAAGAGGAAGCUGAAGUCACAGGCAAGCGGGUGUCAAGAGAGCGAAACCUUCCCCGGAGGUGACAGCCGUGCAGGCAGGCUGCUCGGGUGGAGGAUUGAUUCUCUGCCUAGCGUAACCACACCGCACCGCCCCGAUCCUCCGAGCUGCUCGGGAGACAUCGCAGACAGCUGGGAAAAGCCGGGCACCGGGCAAGCGCAGGCAAAGCGGCUCAGGCGGGGAGCUGCAUCGGGCCAUAGCAGGGAGGGCUGGAUAAGCCUCCCAUGGACCUCCCGGAGUUUUCGCUGGGGUUUCCCGCCGGACCUCGCCCUGUGUCGGCGGGGGCAGCAGGCGGCUGUCGCCGGGGCUGGCCCCGCCUGGCGGGUCCCGUCGCUCCACGUGGCCGAGGAGACAAACGAGCCGGGGCAGAGCGACCCACAGAGACCGGGCCCCGUUGCUCGCCCGCAGCAGCCUCCCGGGCGGGUCUGAGCCCCAGCGCCGGGGACGCCGCUCCCCGCAAAGGAGCCCGGCCGCUGCCCGGGGCUCCCUCCGAGGCCGCCCCUGGCCGCCCCGUCGGGUUCCCGGACACCCUCCCGCGCCGGCAGCGUGUCUGGCCCCCACCCGCUCCCCACACACCCGGCCAGCCGGCACCUCCCUCCCCCGCCCGCAGGGCCGGGCUCUCCCUUUCCCCUCCCCGAGCGGGCUGAGCUCCCGGACCCUCCUCCCCGCUAAUCCCCGGGGGCCAGCGCCCCGGCCGGCUGGGCUCUUGUCCCGUCCCGUCCCGUCCCGCCCCGCCGGGCUCUUCUCUCGCUCCCCAUGGAAGCCGACGGCUACCGCUGCCGGAGCAGCCGCGCCCUCGAGGGCGGCGAGUCGGCGCUGCCCGGCUCGCUGCUCUUCGGCGCCGGGCUGCUGGGGAACCUGCUCGCCCUCUUCCUGCUGGGCCAGCAGCGGCUGCGGCGCGGGCGGCCCCCGCCGGCCUCCGCCUUCUACCUGCUGGUGAGCGGGCUGGCGGUCACCGACCUGCUGGGCAAGUGCCUGCUCAGCCCCAUGGUGCUGGUGGCCUACGCCCGCAACCGGAGCCUGAGCGAGCUGUGGCCGGCGGGGGCCGCCGCCGGGGGGCAGCCGGGCCGCCUGUGCCAGCUCUUCGCCUUCCUCAUGGCCUUCUUCGGGCUGGCGCCCACGCUGCUGCUGCUGGCCAUGGCCCUGGAGUGCUGGCUCUCGCUGGCCCACCCCUACUUCUACCAGCGCCACCUGCCGCGCCGCCGGGCCGCCGCCCUGCUGGCCGCCGCCGCCGCCGCCCUGUGCGCCCUCUUCUGCGCCCUGCCGCUGCUGGGCUUCGGCGCCACCGUGCAGUACUGCCCGGGCACCUGGUGCUUCAUCCGCAUGGCCGGCGGCGCCGCCCCGGCGCGGGGCUACUCCGUGCUCUACGCCAGCCUGCUGGGCGCGCUGGGGCUGGCCAUCGGGCUCUGCAACCUGGCCAGCAUGCGCAGCCUCUACCGCAUGGCCCGCCGGCCCCACCGCCGCAGCGGCCGGCCCGCCGCCCGGGCCCCCGCCGCGCCGCGCAUGGAGGAGCUGGAUCACCUCGUCCUGCUGGCCCUCAUGACCGUCCUCUUCACCGUCUGCUCCCUGCCCCUCAUCGUCCGGGCUUAUGUCGGAGCCUUUGCCGCUGACUUUAAUGAAAAGGCAGACCUUACGGCCCUGAGGUUUCUAUCUGUGAAUUCCAUUGUGGACCCCUGGGUGUUCAUCAUUUUCAGGACAUCAGUUUUUCGCAAGUUCCUUCAUAGGGUUUGCAGAAGACUGAAUUCUAAAAAAGCCACAACGCCUCGGCUUCUAUGACCUCGACACCAAAGCUGCCGCAGUGAAGAGCAUUCUGCUUUCUUUGGUAACUUGACUCGAAGGAAUAUUGUUCCAGGAAUUGUUUACCUAAUCAAACCGAUCUCACUAAUUAUGCCAAAUGUUGUGGAUCGGUGGAUCUGCUAUAAACACGGUAAGAAAAUACAGAAAUGUAUUCCAGGGAAGGUGAAGGGCCUUAGCCGUUCUGCUGUGGACAUGUACAGAGAAGAAGCAUUCCUCCGUUAUUGCAUUUUUGCCUUUCCUGUCACAGACUGGAACUGAAAGUUUGUGGUCAUGUGAGUAACAGUGAAUCUCAUGAAGUGACAGCGCUCCGCUUCCCAGAGAACUUGGUAAAAAUCAAGUUUGUGGUAUAAAGUGCUGCUCUCUGAGUACGGCCCCGAUCCGGCAAGCCACUCUGCGUGGGUGGGCCCCAUUGCCUUUGGGGGUUUCCCACUGAUUUCAACAGGCCGCCGGCGGACAGACGUGACUACCCACAGGGAUCCGCUGAGAGGAUCAGGAGUCACCAAAGUCUGAUAAGGGAAAAUAAAACUCUUCCUUUUGCAAAUAAAUCAAAGCAAUGCACAGUGUCAUGUAGCUGUCUCCCCACCCCAAUAAAUCUAUCUUGUCAUCCAGUAGCCAGAUAGUAUCAAAUACACAGUACAUACAGCAUCAGACCCAGCAGCAAUGAUUCAAUGGGCUUGUCUUCACUGUUGUGUCAGCUCCAGGUAUAACUCGAGUGCAGCCCUGAACUCAACUCCACGCGCACACAGAAACCUCUAGCCUGAGUGCUCAAACACGAGCUAGCUGGCUAGGCAGGGCUGGGUGGCCUGACCCUCCACUGCUGCUCCCAUUCAAGCUAGCAAUGCAGUGGGGAUUAAGCUAUUUUGUGCUGCUAAUGCAAAGGCUUGGUGGUGCUGGAGUGAUGCCACAAGUACUCCUCGUUGUUCUGCAGCGGGACGGCUCUCGCUGGGGCUGGUAGGUAAUGCUCUGCCAUGAAGCCAAGCCCUGCCCUAGAUUUGCACAGAGAACUCUUUCUGGUGUUAGAGACAAGGGGAGUUCUGUGUGCAGAACUACUGCAGGACACGGCCCGCAGGGAACCUGCAGAGAUCUACCCACGGGUGUAACUUUACUCUUCUGAGUAGUCCGUGAAUAAAGUUAUGCAGGGGGGGUAAAUCUUUGCCAGGUUGGGUCUUAAGACAGUAAACAGGCUUGCGGUGGAGUAAUGCAUUUACAUUUAUAUGCUACAACCGUUCAAGUGCUUUAACUAUUCAUGGGGGACAAACAAGGGCUAAAAAAUGUAUCGUAGAAAGCAACAUCCUGUUGCAUUGUAUGGUUUGUUCAAUAAAUUAUUCUUUAGCCAGCA
Molecule: messenger RNA, 3362 nt
Organism: Chelonia mydas (Green sea turtle)
Lineage: Eukaryota; Metazoa; Chordata; Testudines; Cheloniidae
Gene: PTGDR
Product: prostaglandin D2 receptor
Exons: 2
Coding region: 983-2002 (339 amino acids)
Biological process (GO): positive regulation of cytosolic calcium ion concentration; inflammatory response; G protein-coupled receptor signaling pathway
Cellular component (GO): plasma membrane
Molecular function (GO): prostaglandin D receptor activity
Source: RefSeq, a predicted model, not a curated record